Dromiciops gliroides (monito del monte) is the source of this 2394-nucleotide messenger RNA. It is a transcript of the gene LDAH, whose product is annotated as lipid droplet associated hydrolase. The transcript has 7 exons. Gene Ontology annotation, cellular component: lipid droplet. The record is from RefSeq and is a predicted model, not a curated record. The coding region runs from base 4 to 1134 and encodes 376 amino acids. Gene Ontology annotation, biological process: lipid storage. Gene Ontology annotation, molecular function: lipase activity. Lineage: Eukaryota; Metazoa; Chordata; Mammalia; Microbiotheria; Microbiotheriidae.
CCCAUGCAGAGGGUAUUCCUCAAAAUCCCUUCUCACCAAAAAAGUCAAGUUCUACUUUGGAGCAGCUGGAUAACAAAAAUUGGUUUGAGGAAGGACUUUAGGCUCUGGAAGGACUCUAUCUACACUGGCUCCUCUAAGGAAAUGGACGUGCAGGCAAAUGAAGACGUCCCAUUGCAUGACGAGUUUCUGGUCUGUGGCGAAGUUGUGACCCACGUGCUGAAAUGUGGGCCUUGGUCGGACCUCUUCAACACUGAGGAUCACAGCAGCCCGAAGCUGCUGGUCCUCGUCGUUACAGGUAAUCCGGGGAUUCCUGCCUUCUAUGCGGAGUUUGUGAAGGCUUUAUACCUUAGCCUGGAGAAGCGCUACCCGGUGUGGGUCAUAAGCCAUGCCGGCCAUGUUUCUGUCCCCCAUGGUGCCAAGGUGGACGAGGAGAGGCCGGAAGAUCCAAGUGGCAGCAAACUGGACGAGGAUGCCUUUGGACUCGAAGGGCAGGUGGAACACAAGCUGGCCUUCCUGAGGAGGCACGUGCCGGCCACCCUGAAGCUGGUGCUUAUCGGCCACUCGGUGGGCAGCUACAUGCUGCUGGAGAUGAUGAAGCGCGCCCCUCAGCUUCCGGUUCUCCGCUGCUUCCUGCUGUUUCCAACCAUAGAGAGAAUAGCGAAGUCGCCCAACGGCAAGGUGAUGACUCCUCUCCUCUGCUGGCUUCGAUACGCCCUUUACGUGCCCAUCUACAUUGGCCUUAGCUUAGUCCCGGCCAAAGUCCUGACCAUGUUGGCCAGCGUGUUUCUUCAGAGGCUCAAAUUGAAGAAUGAAAUCACAUCUCGACACGUGCUGAACUCACUCAACGUGAGCUGCAUUGCCAAUGCCAUGUAUCUGGGAAGCCAAGAGAUGAGGGCCAUUUUGGAGAGAGACAACUGUACCAUCCAGAAGCACUUACAGAAGCUGACGUUUUACUACGGAAGCUCAGACGCGUGGUGCCCGGUCCAGUACUAUGAAGACCUCAAGAAGGAUUUCCCCGGUGGGGACAUUAAGCUCUGUGAGAAGGGCAUCGAGCACGCCUUCAUCAUGUCUUCCAACCAGGAGAUGGCGGCCAUGGUCGCGGGCUGGCUGGAAGAUGACCUGUCCAAGCUCUAGCUGGGAGGACGGGAGCGGCGGUGAGGGGGGCUCCGUGGGAAGUGGGUAGCUAAGGAAAUCUUCACCGGGUGAUUCUCGUGGGGAGGGGGCAGCUUAGAAGGAGGGGCUUCCUGGAACAGAGCCCCCAGUGGGAAUCUCUCCUCAAGGACCAGGCAAGCAGCAAGACUUGACUUCUCUAGGGAAUGGGAAGCACACAUUCCAUUCCGUGACAACCCAGUGAGUAGAUGCAGGACCCUCCGGGAGGGUCAGUAAAGUUCUCAAAAUUCAGAAUUAGGAAAUAGAAACCUGUGGCUUCUUGUGUAUCAUCAGUGAGAAUGUGUCCCAUGGCGUGUGUAGGAGACGCCCCUGGGAAGCCUUUUGGGCCGGCCCAGCCGAGGGAGUUCAAAGCAGAGCCAGCGCUUACAUUUUCACAGGAGGGCUCGGUCAGGCAUCGCCCUGGCGGGGCUGUUUGAGAAGGUGGUGUCGGCCUGGGACGAGCCCGGCCAGGGAGUUAGGAGCUGGGGGCCCCGGAGACAGCCCCUCUUCCUCCUCAGCUGGAAAAGGAACGCUUAGGUAGACCAGGGGAGCUCGAAGACCCCUCCCUGCUCUGGAAAAGAAGACAGCGGCCGCUCAGGCCUGGGAGGCCGAUGCUUGGUUUGCCUCCCAAGUGGGGAGCCUUGACAAAGGGCCGAGUGCCCUAAACUGGCCACAGAAGACCCACCUCCCCUCCUCUCUGAGCUUUGGCUCCUUGUCCACAAAACGUGGGCCUCCCCGUGCCGAGGGCUGCGCUAUGACUGUAACCGUGACCCCUCCCCCUCCAUCUCCAGACGUCUGUUUUCUGUCCAUGUGAGUGCAGGGCUCCAAGGUUAACACGUAGUGAGGCCGGGGCAGCUGGGUGGCGUAGUAGAUAAAGCACCAGCCCUGGAUUCAGGAGUACCUGAGUUCAAAUCCAGCCUCAGACACUUGACACUUACUAGCUGUGUGACCCUGGGCAAGUCACUUAACCCCCAUUGCCCCGCAAAAAAAAAAAAACAAAAACCAUGUAGCGAGGCCUCUGGGGCCUGUGACGCUUGGGCCCAGCCUCAGACCCACGCCCACCAGGGGAGGAGCACAGUCCUCCAGGAACCUUCGUACUCACCACAUGACGUGAGAUGGAGUGUCAGGACAUCGUGGGGCACCGUCUCCUUUUGGCUGUGGCUUCAUGGUGCAGUUUUAGCGUGCUGAAUUAAAGACCAAGAAAGCUCCUGAAUCACCCAAUAAUAAAUGCAUCACACUUUGAAA